This is a messenger RNA of Penicillium egyptiacum, 1548 nucleotides long. The record is from the annotation of a GenBank genome assembly. NCBI's taxonomy places the organism in Eukaryota, Fungi, Ascomycota, Eurotiomycetes, Eurotiales, Aspergillaceae.
AUGCGAGGUGCUAUCUACUCGUCCGGUAUAGCCCUUUUACUGUGUCGCAGAGGGGCUACCCGCAUCUCCGUCGCGUGUUUCCGAACGCGAUAUUCGACCGUUUCAUCUGAUUGUACAGAGGAGACAAUUUGCCUUCCUAUUGGAAACAAUGGGGCAAUAUCUCUCAAAAUUACGCGACCGAGCGCGUUGAGCCGGUCUCACCAGGGGCUGUCUCCAGAAGGCCCAAAUGUAAUCCUCUACCUUCCGGCUGGACCUUUGUUACUGCAAAAUGGCACGAGCACGUCUCAAAAAUACGAAAACAUUGAAGUUGAUCACCGAAGAACUGGAGAUACCAUCACCUUGGCCUCUGCAACAUGUUCGCCCCAGCAGGUCUUAGCAUCCACUGCAUCUGCAUUGGUAGUCACAGUCAACUACCGCCUCGGGGAGAUGCAAACACAUAUUCCCCCAUCGACAGAUAAAAGCUCGAUCUCGCAAGAGCCGAUUGAAGCCCCAGACCAACCCCUGGGAUCAAGCAACCCGCAACUCACCUCUUACAAAUACCCAACCCCUGUCCACGACACACUGGCCGGAUUCGACUGGAUCCAAACCCACCUCCGACCAUCCAAACUAGCCAUCUUCGGCACACACGUCGGAGGCUCCCUAGCUCUCAUGCUAGCUCUAACAGAAGCGCAAUCCGUCCGCGCCGUCGCCGCCGUAGAUCCCAUUUGCGACUGGCCCGGUUUGGAUGAGUACUGCACGCGCGAAAGCACCAUCCCAACCCGCAAAACAGAAGCAGGUGACAAUACCACUCUAAGCUCAACAAAACCAUCCAAACAUAAACGCCAACCCAGAAAAAAGAACCCACCCCCACCAGACCUAGUUCCGCUCCUCCAAGCCCGCUCAGAAUUCUUCUUAACCCCAGAGCGCUGCUUCGACUCUUUCGCCUCGCCAAUCCUCUUCCUCCGCUCCGCAGGCCGGGAUGUGCCGCGCAGGUUCUCGCAGUAUCUCACGGGGCCGGAGUAUCCAGUCCCCGUGCUAAAGGAGACGCGGAGCACGACAGCCGCGGAGCAAUACGCAUCAUCGGAUGAGUCGAUCUGGGAUCGAGAUAUGUAUCCGGAUAUGGAUGCCGACGAUGUCGAUGUUAUUGGCGCUACUGUUACCCGGCGUCGGAAGGCACUUUCGCGCUGGCCGCCGUAUGGUCUGGAUUAUGGGCUUAGAGGGAAUACGUGGUCUGGGCCUGGAGAUGGGAUUGGGCGGUUGCAGAUGGCUUUACCUUGGAUUCGGGUGUUUACGAGGGAAGAUGGUGCUGGUUUGGCUGCUUGUUCUCUCUCCUCGUCGAUCGAGAUGAAGAAGAAGACUAGAGAGGGGUUUCAUGGGUCUACGGUUCUUGCUAGACAGGCUGAUGAAAUGGUCUCUGCUAUGCGGCGGGCUUGCUUUUGGGGUCGGGAGAAGGGGGUUGGGGAGCGGAGGGUUACUUUAUCUCUGCUUCAGAGUACUGGUAAUAAUGCGGGAGAAGAAGUGGGCGACUGGUUCAAGAAUGUGUUUCAAGGAACAAUGGAGAUAGAUUAA